AUGGCUGAGGUGCUCCCUGCUCACUUGCCUGACGGCCAGUCGUACUUUUCGCCUGCUCCUCUGCGUCGCUCCUCUCCGUCCCUGCUGGUGGGCUCGCCCACCUACACCUCGCCGCCGUCGACCCGCCAGCCGAAGUUCCCCAGCCUGGACCAACGCACCGACCGUACCCCGUCCAUCAUCGUGGCGUCUCCGCCGUCCAUCGCGUCACCUGUCAACCUCAACGAGUGUGACCGGUCCAUCAAAUCCUUCCGCCCUAACGACGGGGUCCGCGCCGUACCCGAGGUGCAGUCGGAUCCGAAGGUGCACGACAACGCCGAUGACAACAACGAUGACGACGACGACGAAGCCAUUGCCUUCCCCUCGUACGACAUCGACGGCCGUCAGGACGAUGACAACAGCUCCAAAGCGGAUACGUACCCCACACCACCCUCCGGCAGCGAUUCCAUAAUUUCGACAAACACAUCUUCCACCCCCGAACCCCUGCCUGUGUCCGAAGACGAUUCUGCCAUCAAGCCCGAGCCUACCCGCCAUGUCGAUUAUCUUUCGCAUGACUGGAGAGAAGAGGACAUUUGGUCCUCAUGGCGUCACAUCACCACCAACCGCAAGACCUACGGCCAAAGAUCGCGGCUAGAGAACGCAUCAUGGCGGACCUGGGCGAAAGCGAAGUACCGGUUACGCACCGUGUCACCCGAGACUCUCAACUGGCUCAAGGAUUGCGACGUGACGUGGUUGUACGGUCCAUUGCAAACAUCGUCCUACACUCCUCUUACCCAUCCCGUUUCGGAAGCUGGGAGUAACAUGAUCUCGAAGAACAACUCAUUCAUCAACAAAAAGCCGAUUCUCAAGAAGCGGAGCAUGUCGGAAGUCAUGCUACAGCGUUCGAUAUCGAACUCAUCACUCGUCAAACAGGCUGCCGCUGCGGUGCAGGCAGAACGCAGCGGUGCUCCAGCGCUUCGCACCCGGCCAAGUUACGGACGCUCAACCUCGGACUACGUCACCACCCCGUCAAUCCCGUCAAAGAGCACAAGUAGAGAAGCUACGGAUUUCACCUCGCAAUCAACGUCUGGUCUUCACACUCCCGGGGACGGCGAAAGGAAGCACAUUCGGUUUGAUGACAAGGUGGAGCAAUGUAUCGCGGUUGAGUGCAAAGAUGCGGAUGAUGACUACGACGAGGACAGCUGGACCAACGAAGAUGACGAUUCCUCGUCGGACGACGGGCUUGAGAUCAGGACGAAGCCGAGGCGAUUAUCGCGAACCAACUCGAAAACUAACUUCGGAGCUGAGAACAAGACGAUCCAAAAACUGCCCGAUACGACGCUAAAAUAUCGGGUCGAUUCGCCGGAUGUUCCCGACCAUCCCCCGACUCAUUCCUUAGGCUUUUGGAGGUCGAGUCGACUUUCUCCCUCGCCGUCCCAGGAGACACUCAGGCCUUCGCGGCCGGCUAGUAAUUUCCUACUGGGUGAGGAUGACGACGAUGACGAGGAGUACUCGUGGGAGCCGUCGAACACAUUCUCUGGGCAACGAAGUAGCGUUUCGUUCAACCAGCGCUUUGGCCAAGACGAUGGCGAUGAGGGCGAAAGUAGCCAGUCGGGUGGACUGAGGCGAACACCGUCGGGCAUGUUUAUGCCGUACGAAGAGGACGAGGACGACAUUGUUGCCGCGGGCCUGUUUGGCAAAGUAGUAGACACGGUGAACACGGCGAAAGACAUUGCUCACGUCAUUUGGAACGUUGGGUGGCGCAGUUGA
This is a messenger RNA of Lasiodiplodia theobromae, 1746 nucleotides long. RefSeq names its product Hex2 protein. Gene Ontology annotation, biological process: protein catabolic process in the vacuole; cellular response to glucose starvation. Bases 1 to 1746 code for a protein of 581 amino acids. The transcript has 2 exons. Lineage: Eukaryota; Fungi; Ascomycota; Dothideomycetes; Botryosphaeriales; Botryosphaeriaceae. The record is from RefSeq and is a predicted model, not a curated record.